AUCAGCGAGUACCCGCUACCGAUUCUGAACGACACCCUUGACCUGGGGAAACUAUCGCUGCUCAGCACUCGACUUCGGGACUCUCUCACAUCGUUGCGAGCGCAGAAAAACGGUCUCGAUAUCGUAUUCCUCAUCGAUGCGUCACUAUCGGUUGGACUGGAGAGCUUCCAGUCCGAGCUUCGCUUCGUCAAGAAGAUCCUCGCCGAUUUCAGCGUCGUUCACUCGCGGAGCAACUCGACUCGAGUCGCGCUCGUUUCGUACAGCUCCCAGCAUCAGGUCAUCACGCACAUUGACUUCAUUUCGGGUUCAACGAAGGCACCCCAGCAGAGUCGACAUAAGUGCUCGUUGAUGAGCGAGCUGGCCCAAGUCAACUACAGUGGAGGUUUGACCUUCACUUUGGGGGCGAUGAAGGUCGCCGACAAGGUCCUCAAAAGCAGCCCACGGCGAGUUCAACAAGUGGUGUUCUUGGUCACCGAUGGCUAUUCCAACGGAGGAGACCCCAAGCCGAUUGCCCGCCGGCUCAAAGCGGACGGCGUCACUGUUUUCACGUUCGGCAUAAAAAAUGGGAACAUCAAAGAACUUCAGGAAAUGGCGACGUCGAGCCUCGAGCAUUGUUUCAUUGUAAAUUCGUUCGAGGAAUUCGACGCGCUGGCCCGGAGAGCACUGCACGAGGACCUCUCGGUGGGCGAGUACGAAAUCCUUCCCAUGUCACAAUGCGCAUCUCUAUGCCCCGAGGGUCGAUUCUGCUGUCAUCCCGGAGCCCGGUGCGCGUGCGGAACAAACUCUGGAUAUUUCAACUGCCUGUGUCCUCCUGGUCAUUACGGAUCGGGUUUGCGAGGCGAGUGCAAACCAUGCCCCGGGGGAACGUAUCAGGCAGCAUUCGUGCACGGGGGUAUCGAAGAGUGCGUUCCAUGUCCAGGGCCGCAUCAGACGUCGCCAGCGGCGAGCAGGUCGCGGGAGAAAUGCUCUUGUAUGAAAGGCUACACUUCUGUCGUCGUCGCUGGAACCAACAUAACCUGCAUGCCGGUGAGGUGCCCGCCGUUAGAAGCCCCUCUGAAUGGAUUCUUGGUCAACGAUCACUGCGAAAGCGUAUUCAACGCGGCCUGCGGUGUUGCCUGCGAUACGGGCUAUAAUUUAACAGGGUCGAGCAUCCUCGUUUGCAAGGAGAACGGUCGAUGGAAAGGCGCUUUGCCACAGUGUCAGAAACGUAAGUGCCAAGAGCUGAGUGCUCCGAAGAACGGCGAAAUCCGUUGCACCACGAAGUCUUAUCAAUUCGAGACGGAAUGCGAGUUCACCUGCAAGGAGGGAUUCUUCCUUGUCGGAUCAAGGCGUCGCAAAUGCCUUGCCGUGGCUCACUGGGACGGUCUUCCUGCAUCUUGCCGAAGAAUUUAUUGUCCUCCAUUGGUCGCACCGCAGAACGGACGAGUAUUUCCGCCGUCGUGCAACGGAACCAAAGCUCUCUUCGGGGAUCAAUGCCGCUAUCGAUGUCAAGAAGGACAUCGACUCACUGGACCAGCUUCGCGGGAAUGUAUUUAUCCGGGGGUUUGGAGCGACCGCGAGACGAUGACCCGUUGCAUCGAUACGGAACCUCCUAGCAUCGAAUGUCCGGACGAUAUCUUGGUACCGACUGAAGAAGGCGAGCCAUAUGCCACGGUGGACUUCAGCCUACCAUCAACUCAGGACAACAGCGGCUUCCACGAAAUCACGUUGACCGUCGCACCAGCCGUCGAGCCUCCGCUGCCGUUUUUCGUUGGCGAAACAAACAUAACAUACACGGCGACCGACUCACAAGGCAACAAGAACUCGUGUACCUUCUCGGUCACCGUUCUCGACGAGGAAGCUCCGUCGGUGGAUCGUUGUGACUCUCCAGCUGUUUCGGUCUCCUCUGACGGUCGAGGGGCCCAAGUGGACUGGGAAGAACCUCUUUUUUCCGACAACUCCCAAGAGGACGUCUUUAUCUGGAGCUCGCACAAGCCCGGCCAGUACUUCCCCAUCGGAAAUACGAGAGUCACUUACGUUGCAACUGACAACUCGGGCAACAACGUGACCUGCCAUUUCGAGGUCGAUGUCAAGGCAAACCAAUGCGAACCAUCGUUCAGCAUCUCGAACGGCGCAUUGGAUUGCACCGAAGAAGCGAGAUCCACGGUCUGUGCCGUGCGUUGUAAUCAAGGCUUCCUCCUGCUCCCCGGACAACAGAACGAGCUGCGCUGCUCGAAUGGCGAUUGGGAUUUCGACGGUAUUCCCACUUGUGCUCAGCUUUCGAAAUUCGAUCAUUCCUUCACUCAGGAAAAAUUCUCCCGAACAGCUGAGGCUCCCGCUUCCUCUCCGAACACCGAUACAUUGCUCGAGUGCACAAAUGAAUUUCUUAUGGAACAACUCUCCUUCAGACUGGGCAAAAAUAUCACUGUCAGACAGAUCAGGAAAUGCCGUCAAAAGCCGCGCUGUCUGAGGGAGAACCUCAUGGUCAUCUGCGAGCUCGCUCAACUGACCCUUAUUCCCGGAGGCGGCAGCAGUCGGAAACGACGCGAAGCUCCCGAAGGCCCCGACAGGGACGACGACCUCGACCUUGACGAUGUCCUUCAUUCGAUGGACGACAUGAUGUCCUCGGUUCGCUACGGCCUCAGUCAGAGGAACCACUCUUUUCAUUCGCUGUGUCCGCUCGGUUGGAUUCAUGUUGACCACCGCUCAUGUGUACAGUGUCCCGGCGGGAUGUUCCACAACUUUCUCCAGAGGACGUGCACUCCGUGUCCGAUCGGCACAUAUCAAUUCAAAGGCGGACAGCUCAGCUGCGAAAUUUGCCCGAACCACACUUCGACGGCAGAGAAAAGCUCCAAGAGUAAAAACGACUGCAAGCCUCAAUGCGUUCCAGGGAUGUUCUCUAAAACGAACGGCGUGAUACCCUGCGAGACUUGCCUCCUGGGCGAAUAUCAGCCGGAAUAUGGAUCGAACUCGUGCCAAAAAUGUCCUGCAGGGAUGACGACCUUGAAGAGGCGUUCGUUUCAGCUGCGGGAUUGCAAGCAUACAUGCGAGCCGAAUACAGUUUCCCGGUUCGGAGUGUCACCCUGCACACCGUGCCCGCCAGGGUACCAUCAACCUCUCGAGGGUCAAAAAGGCUGUAUUCCGGAAAAUGAGGUGUCUCAAAACUCGACGAACUUCCUGCCAUUCAACGCUUGUUUCUCGUCGCCGUGUAAAAACGGCGCCAGCUGUUCGCCCAUAAACAAGCAUUUCACCUGCAUUUGUCUGCCGGGAUUUGCGGGGAGUUUUUGCGAGAAACGCAUCGACCAAUGUGCCCAAAUGCCGUGCGGGCCGAACGCCACUUGCAUUUUGCACGAAACGUCCGGCUUUACCUGUCUGUGCCCAACAGGUCUCCGAGGCGAACGUUGCGACAAAGACGUAGACGAAUGUCUGAACGGAGCGUGCCAGAAUGGCGCCACCUGCAUUAACCUAUACGGCACUUUCCAAUGCAUUUGUGCCACAGGUUUCGACGGACCGACCUGCGCCGUCGAUGUGGACGAAUGCCAAGGGUUUUCCGUUCGUUGUCACAAUGGAGGACGCUGUGUCAACACUUUUGGUUCCUUCCGCUGUGAGUGUCUCAGCGAGUUCGCCGGCGAAUACUGCGAUAGGUCUUCGUGUGGUUGCAGAAACGGCGGCAACUGUACACCUGUUGGCAGAUGUGCAUGCCCGAGCGGCUUCUGGGGAAAGCGGUGUCAGUAUCCGUCCACGCUGAGCUACUGCAAUUCGAUAUUCCCCUGCUUCAACGGAGGCUCGUGCGUCGACAUCGAGCCGGAGCGCUUCGUGUGCAACUGCCUCCCAGGGACAACUGGCUACUUCUGUGAGGAGAGAAUAGCAGAAGAUUUCGUUCUCAAUUUUAUCGGCAACACGACCUCGGACUCGGUCCGCCUCGGCAUUCCCCACGGAAACGAAGCCCUCCGAGAGUUCACAGUCUGCCUUUGGCUCCGCUCGAACGAUACAGAAAACUACGGAACGCCCUUCUCGUACGCUUCUGGAGAUAAGGAUAACCUGAUAACCAUCACAGACUAUAGCGGGCUCGUGUUCUACGUCAACAAUCGCCACGUGAUCAGCGACAUCAAGAUCAUCGACAACAGAUGGCAUCAUCUUUGUCUGGCCUGGAACGUUUCGGGGAAUUAUGCCGUUUUCGCGGACACUCGCAUUCUCUUAGAGGGCCGAAAUCUCUCCUCAGGACAUGCGAUUCCUUCCAACGGUACACUCAUCCUCGGCCAGGAGCAGGACCUUCCCGGCACAGGAUUCGCUCGGAUGGAAUCCUACGCGGGAUACAUCACAAACGUUUACAUGUGGAACAAAUGGCUAUCCUCCAAUGAGAUAUAUCUCCUGUUCUCCGACUGUUCUCUGCCCGUACAUGAAGCGAUCGCUCCGAAACAUCUCAUCGUUUCGUGGGGGGACUUCAGGUACGGCGUACGAGGCAACGUAAAAAUUGAGGAAAGCAAUUUCUGCAAGCCGUGCAAUCUCCCUGAAACUAUUCAAAACGGCUACACCAUCAGUAACGGUCAAGACACCGGUGCCAAGACGCAAUGGCACUGUGAUCCGAAUUUCGAAAGGAUCGGCAGACAAGAAGCUACUUGCCUCAAAAUCAGCGAGUGGUCUUCGCCGAAACCCGUCUGUGUCGGCCGGUACUGUAACAUCGCUCGUAUACCGGGGGGCUACAGCGAUCCUCAAGACUUGGCUGCGGUUGGACAAGUUGUGAGUUUUCGUUGCAACGAGAAUCACCUCCAGAGAGGACCGUCGAGCGCCUUGUGUCUCCCGACAACGCGUCUGAACGUCAGCGAUUACGCGGAGUGUAUCAGCGGCGCCGAUAGCGCCGCUCCGACGAUCAUUCAAUGCAUCACUGAAGAGGAACAAAUCAGUCAGCGGAAACUCCGACUCACCAGGAACACGUAUCAGAACACAACGGUUGAGAAAUUCGAUUGCCAACCAGGCUUCCGAAUUGAGGGACUCGCGAGCCGUUGGUGUAACCCCUCGGGAUGGAGCUCUCCGUUGCCCUUUUGUCAUCCCGUCGUUUGUCACCAGCUGAAACUCCGACCACCGGCGACGGUGACGUAUUCAGAUUGGGUAUCGGUGUCGUCGAAGGCAACCGUGCACUGCCCGUUCGGUUUCAAGCUUCGAGGGAGUUCCGCGAUCUCUUUCGAAUGCGAUCCCCUCGGUAUGUGGCAACCAGCUGAUAGGACGGCCGACGUGUUCUGCUCUCCGAUAGAAUGCGGAGAACUUCCGCGUUUCGAGAAUGCGGGCUCGAUUCCGCCCAACGUGACUCAUCACGUAGGAUCGACUGUGAAGGUCGCCUGCAAGCAAGGCUUCGAGCCGCUUCUCGACGUCCGCUUAAUCUGCUUGCAGACUGGCAAAUGGUCGGAGCCGACAAUCGACGUGUGCCAGCCGGUACAAUGCAGUUUUUUCCAACUGCCCGCCAUUGAAGGAGCGUCGAUAACCUUAUUCAACGCCUCUACAACCUACAACUCGAUAGCCGAACUGAACUGUCAGCCCGGCUUCCGGAAUACGACUCCGUCGGUCUCGUUUGUAUGCGACUCGACGGGCAGCUGGAAACGCCUAAGGGAGCAGUUUCCGGAAUUCGGAUGUCGUCCAGUGAACUGUCCCCAUCCGAGACAUCCGCCAAACGGCCGGGCUCACUACUCGCAACGGGGUGUGGGAGCGAGCGUGCAAUUCAGCUGCCAUUCGGGCUUUUCCCUCAAUGACGACUUUGCCGAGGGAAGCCAAUGUCUCGAGAUAGGUACGUGGUCUGUGGGCGCAGAACAUUUGAGCGCCGUUUGCGAACGAAAGCGUUCGUGUCCCGAGCUUGCCGCUCCCUUCAACGGAUUCAUGGCACUUCUCGAGACGAAGGCCAACUUCAGCUGUGACCGAGGCUAUCAGCUGGUUGGCAGUAGCAAGCUCCGCUGUGCCGACGGUGUCUGGUCCGACGAGGUUCCCGAAUGCCAACCGCAACGAUGUACUCAUGAGAGCGAGGGAGGACUGAGUUUGGAGAAUGGAAUCUUCAGCCCAACUAGAGGAGCCAUCGGGGACCGCGUCGAAGUCACCUGUCGUUCGGGAUACGCACUGCAAGGUGACUCGUCUUGGCUCUGUCAGAACAACGCGUCCUGGACAGGAACAUCGUCCUGCGUUGAAAUUACUUGUGAACAACCCGAAGACUCCAGCUCGGCGGCCACUGCGUCUUUCAAGGACUACAAAUACGGGAGCUCGAUAGAUUACUCCUGUAAUCACGGACACGUAUUGGUUGGGAGCAGGGUGCGUGUUUGUCUAGACUCGGGUCGAUGGUCAGCGCCGGCGCCUACCUGUAAACUCGUUAACUGUCCACCGAUCGACGAGGAGAAUUCCCUGCUAACUUACGAGCCCUACAACUCAACACUUUUCGGCACGAACGUAACAAUCCAAUGCGUCGAUCCAUCUCACGUCCUCACAGGACAGGCGAGAUCAACGUGCAACGAGAAAGGAAUUUGGGAGCCCAUUCUGGGGUCGUGCGCGAAACCCAAGAAACCCUAUUGUCCGCCCUCGGUACCGUCCCGCGUAAGAGUAACGACCAACGGCCAGAUCUACAGAUUCGCUUGCGACGAGGUAGGCACGAAGCUCGUAGGGAGCUCUGAGGUCGACUGCAGCGAGGGCGCGAAGCUCGAAGAUUUCCGCGAGCCCAAAUGCGUUCGACUGACGGCUUGUCCCAAGAUGGGAGCUCCUUACAACGGGAACGUCGUCGUGCACACAAAGCAGCCUGGAUCCGAUGGCUCGAGGAAUGCAUGGGCCGGAGAUGAGGCGACUGUGAUCUGUCAGCCGGGAUUCAAACUGGUUGAGAGCGAAAGUCCCAUAGUUUAUUCGAUCAACAGAGGGGUCAGCACAUGUCAGAAUGACGGCUCGUGGAGUCACGUCUUCCGAUGCAUCAAAUAA
Messenger RNA from Galendromus occidentalis (western predatory mite), 6921 nucleotides. Its product is annotated as sushi, von Willebrand factor type A, EGF and pentraxin domain-containing protein 1. Gene Ontology annotation, molecular function: calcium ion binding. Bases 349 to 6921 code for a protein of 2190 amino acids. The record is from RefSeq and is a predicted model, not a curated record. Lineage: Eukaryota; Metazoa; Arthropoda; Arachnida; Mesostigmata; Phytoseiidae. The transcript is spliced from 26 exons.